UUCCUAUGCCCAGCUAGGGGACACUGCUCUCCAUAUGGCGGCUGCCCUAAACCACAAGAAAACUGUUCAGCUCCUCCUGGAGGCAGGGACUGACGGCAACGCACGAAACAACGCAGGGAAGACUGCCCUGGACAAGGCCAGAGACUACAACCACAAAGACGUGUCUCUCCUGCUGGCCAGAGCUCCUCAGGUUCACUGUUUCACUAGAGGAAGGACGGUGAGGAAGAAAAGGGACCGGCUGAAGGCAGAAGGCAGAACCCAGUCUGUCAUCAGAGAAGAAAUGCUGCCCAACAAGGACAGUGGGUACAUGGCUGAGGCGUCUCACAGUAGUGAGCGUCUGGCCAGCAGGGCAGGCCUCAACAGAGCAGGGCUGCCUCACCAUCAUCACCACCGCCUUCACUACAGUAAAACAUCAGUCACCCCAACCAGCCCUUACCACAGAAGGAGAAGACAUAAGCUUUUCAAAGAACAGGCCUUGGCAGAGGAUACUCCUAGAAAAAGAAUGCAUGGCCAUCCCGACCUCCACAGGAAGAGCAGACUGUGUACAUAUGAUGAAGCCCCUCCUCACAACGGCA
Salvelinus sp. IW2-2015 is the source of this 575-nucleotide messenger RNA. Its product is annotated as ankyrin repeat domain-containing protein 6. The record is from RefSeq and is a predicted model, not a curated record. Lineage: Eukaryota; Metazoa; Chordata; Actinopteri; Salmoniformes; Salmonidae. Gene Ontology annotation, molecular function: protein binding.